GGAAAAAGAGGAGAAACCACACAAAUAGCGCAACGUACAAGACGAUUGUUACCCAGCAACGGUAACAGCCCUUUGUUUCUUCUUCAGUCAAAGCGGAUGUAGCUAACAGGCUACGGGUUCAACUGCACUCAGUAACUUUAAGACGUAGCUUAGAUACAACAACAACAACAACGGCCUAGUAUAAUCCCACAAGUGGGGUCUGGGAAGGAACUUUAUAGAGUUUUAGUGAUCAAUUAGCGCUUCAAGGGUCUUUUGAUGGAUAGUAUUGUAGAUGCACUGAACAAUGCAUAUCAAGAUUUUGUUGCAGCGGCUGCCACUGCACUUGAAUCAAAAGAGAGUUCAAAUGGUCAGAAAACAGUAGCAACUGACGCUGCGUUAGAAAACUUUAAGCAACGGUGGGAGUUGUUCAGGGUUGCUUGUGAUCAGGCAGAGGAGUUUGUUGAGUCAGUUAAGCAAAGAAUAGGUUCCGAGUGUCUUGUAGAUGAGGCUACGGGCUCUGUUUCAGGGAAGCCUGGGCAAUCAUCAGCAACAAGUGGCCUUCAACCCAUUAGUGCUGUUAGGUUGGAGCAGAUGAGUAAAGCCGUCAGAUGGCUAGUGAUAGAAUUGCAACAUGGUUCUGGAGCGAGUAUUGCUUCUACACACCCCAACCCUUCUGCUCCUUUUGAUGCUAGAUUUACUGAAGAUGCCACUCAAUAGGUGACUGGCAAAGACUGGUAAACAGGCAGAGACAGACAAACAGAUCAACUAUGCCUCAGUAAGCCGCUAAAGUUGUACGUUGGUUGUAUCAAAUCAUGUUGUAACGCUGUAGAACUGCUCCGAUCUUUAUUUCCAUUGCAGCAUGAGCCACCCCAUUUUUAGGUGUUAUUCAGAUUUCAAAACCACGUGCCCCUGUGUGUAUACACACAAAAUGUACACAGGCUAUAUUCAUGUGCCUGCUAUAUAUUACAGUUACACUUUUGAAGUUUGUUUGUACUUAGAAAAGUGGUAGUUCAUAUUGUUGUUGAAAAAUGCUCAGACGUAUUCUUUGUUAUAGGUGUUCUUGAUUUACAUAUUCUUGAUGAUGAUAUCAUAGAGAUUUAAUUGCCUU
Molecule: messenger RNA, 1087 nt
Organism: Nicotiana attenuata
Lineage: Eukaryota; Viridiplantae; Streptophyta; Magnoliopsida; Solanales; Solanaceae
Product: mediator of RNA polymerase II transcription subunit 32
Exons: 4
Coding region: 256-696 (146 amino acids)
Biological process (GO): leaf senescence; regulation of DNA-templated transcription; root development
Cellular component (GO): mediator complex
Source: RefSeq, a predicted model, not a curated record